AGAGUGAGAGGGAGAGGCGGAGGGGAAGGGGAAGGAGCGGGGAAGCAGCCCCGGCGGCGGCGGCAGGAGGAGGAGGAGGUGGCGGCGGCGAGGAGGAGCGGGGAGCCGCCCGGGCAGCAUGGUGAUGGCCGAGCCCCGGCGGCUUCCCCCUGCUGCUGCGGCGCUGCUCUUGCAGCCGCCCCGCGGAGGGUCGGGCCCCGUCCGCGUCGGCUUCUACGAGAUCGAGGGCACCCUGGGCAAGGGCAACUUCGCCGUGGUCAAGCUGGGCCGGCACCGCAUCACGCGGAGCGAGGUGGCAAUAAAAAUCAUUGACAAAUCCCAGCUAGAUUCGGUGAACCUGGAGAAAAUUUAUCGUGAAGUGCAGAUAAUGAAAAUGUUGGACCACCCACACAUUAUCAAGCUUUAUCAGGUAAUGGAGACCAAAAGCAUGUUGUACCUUGUGACAGAAUAUGCCAAAAAUGGAGAAAUAUUUGAUUACCUUGCUAACCAUGGCCGUCUGAGUGAGUCGGAGGCCAGGCGGAAAUUCUGGCAGAUCCUCUCCGCUGUUGAAUACUGUCACAGCCGUAAGAUUGUGCACCGUGACCUCAAAGCUGAAAACCUCCUGCUUGAUAACAACAUGAAUAUUAAAAUAGCAGAUUUUGGAUUUGGCAACUUCUACAAACGCGGUGAGCCUCUGACAACAUGGUGUGGAAGCCCCCCAUAUGCAGCCCCUGAGGUGUUUGAAGGCCAGCAGUACGAGGGUCCGCAGCUGGAUAUAUGGAGCAUGGGUGUAGUUCUGUACGUCUUAGUAUGUGGAGCACUGCCUUUUGACGGACCUACACUGCCCAUCCUGAGGCAACGGGUUCUGGAAGGGAGGUUCCGGAUCCCUUAUUUCAUGUCUGAAGAGUGUGAGCAUCUUAUCCGGAGGAUGCUGGUCCUGGAUCCAUCCAAGAGGCUGACAAUUGCUCAGAUCAAAGAGCACAAGUGGAUGCUGGUAGAGGUUCCUGUUCAGAGACCUAUUCUCUAUCCCCAAGGACAAGAGAAUGAGCCAUCAAUUGGAGAGUACAAUGAACAAGUUCUGCGGCUGAUGCACAGCUUGGGAAUAGACCAACAAAAAACCAUUGAGUCCUUGCAGGACAAGAGCUACAACCACUUUGCUGCUAUCUAUUACUUGCUCAUAGAGAGGCUCAAGUCACAUCGCAGUAGCUUCCCCGUGGAGCAGCGGCUCGAUUCCCGCCAGCGACGACCGAGCACCAUCGCUGAGCAAACAGUCGCCAAGGCCCAGGCUUCCAUAGCUCCCGUCAACCUGCGCCCCCAGAAUGUCAGGCUGCUAAGGUCUCCUGGCCUCCCACCAACUUCCACUGCUGAAGCUUUCUCUUUUCCCCCUUCCGCCUGCCAGGCAGAAUCGGCUUUCAUGGAGGAAGAGAGAAUUGACACGCCAAAGGUGAAUGGCUGCCUGUUGGAUCCCAUUCCCCCAAUGAUGGGAAGGAAAGGAUGCCAGUCCCUGCCAAGCAGUAUGAUGGAGACUUCCAUUGAUGAAGGGAUAGAGACAGAGGGAGAGUCUGAAGAAGAUCCUGCUCAAGCAUUUGCAGCCCUGCAAGCCACUCGCUGUGGAAAGAGGCGUCACACUCUGGCAGAAGUAACCAAUCAGCUGGUUGUCAUGCCGGGCACAGGGAAAGUCUUUUCCAUGGAUGAGAACCAAUCCUUGAGCAGCGUCGACUCUGAAUAUGACAUGGGAUCCAUCCAGAGAGACCUCAACUUUCUAGAAGACACUCCUUCCCUGAAGGAAAUGGUACUUGCCAAUCAGCCAGCUCCUAGGAUGACGCCUCCUUUCAUAGGCCUGAGGCCCGCUAAUCCCGCCAUGCAGGCUCUGGCUUCCCACAAACGAGAGGCCCACAACCGUUCCCCUGUCAGCUUCCGAGAGGGGCGCAGAGCGUCAGACACAUCCCUAACGCAAGGAAUUGUGGCAUUUAGGCAGCACCUUCAGAACCUAGCCCGAACCAAAGGAAUCCUGGAGCUUAACAAAGUCCAGCUGUUCUAUGAACAGAUGAGGUCAGAAGAUGAGCCUGCCCUGGCCUCCACAUCUCCCCAUCUGCAAGACCUCAGGAGUGGUCCCCAGCAGGAGGAAACACCCCAACAGCAGGAAGCUGCCUCUGCUUUUGCUAACGGCAUCCAUCCCCAGUUGCUCUCCAGGCGGCAGAGCUUAGAAACGCAGUACUUGCAGCACAGACUCCAGAAGCCCAGUCUGCUUUCAAAAGCCCAAAAUGCCUGCCAGGUUUUUUGCAAGGAAUUACCCCGGAGCCUGGAGCAGCAGUUACAGGAACACAGGUUGCACCAGAAGCGGCUGUUUCUCCAGAAGCAAUCCCAGCUGCAGGCGUAUUUCAACCAGAUGCAAAUAGCGGAGAGUACCUAUCCCAGACCAAGCCAGCUGUCCCUCACAUGCCACGAGGAGCAGCAGCCACCACCCCCUCCCCAGUUCAGUUUGGUGCAGCCCCUGAGCCCCGUCAUGGAGCCCUCUGCAGAACAAAUGCAAUAUGACCCUUUCCUUAGCCAAUACCAGAAGCUUCAACUUGACCAGCCACCCUCACCCCCGAUCCACGGUUCCUCUCGAUUGCCGUCGCAGAUUCCCCUGCAACAGCAGCAGUAUCCCUAUCAGACUUGCGAAUUGCCCGUUGGCACCUCGUCUGAACCAGACUAUGCCAGCCAGCAUCAAUAUCCCCUGGGCCCAACCCAGCAGAGCAGUGUAGCAAUGACCGACAGCCGGCAGAGUUCAGACCCUCCUGGGUCCCAGUCUAACUAUGAGGCGUUAGGCCUGGUGGAGCUGCCGGGGCUCUUUGAUUGUGAAAUGAUGGAGACUGUUGACCCCCAACAUGGUGGCUACGUCUUGGUGAACUAGCAAGUUUUGGAGUGUUGUGGAUGGAAGGUGGAUUGUUUGAAGUGAAGGACGGAAAUGCAUGUGGAUUUCCAUGUAAGUCCCAUCCCUAAAAUUCGUGGUUUGUGACCCAACCCUUGACCUUAACAGAUGACUAUACAAACCCUCCUAAAUUGGUACUAGCAGGGAAAUGACUGAGCAUCACUUGCUCUGCAAUGAAACUCGAUGGCAGGGGCUGUGGAGGCAAGGUACUGCACUUUCGAUAGAAGAGGAGACUACUUUGAAAGGAAAGAGGCGACACACUUGCAGGGAAGAAGGAGAUCUGCAAACCAUGCAGCCCCUGUCGGAGGAAGCCUGGAAGGGAUCAAGAAGAGUAGCGAACAUGGGGAGACACCAUGCUACUUGGCAAUAAAAGCAAUACAUUUUUCCAUUGGAACGCUGCAAAGUUGUGCGCUGAUAUUGAAGCAAAUCAGGAACGUAGCAUGCUGGGGAACUUGACUGCAGCUGAUCCUCAGAGGACUCACGUGGCACCUCUCACAAUCUCCACUUUCUUCUGUGGACUCUCUCCAGGAAAUUCCUGAUCUUUAUGAACCCUGACAAACCCCUAGAUCUUGUGACGAAAGGGUCCAUAUAUCGUUGUCAAAAGAAGACUGGAGUUGGACAUCCAGGAUUUUCAUAGAACUUAAGUGUGUUGGAAGCCCCUCCAGAGAUCAAUGGACAAGAAUUGGCAGGUGGAGGUGGGGAAGACCCAGGGGUGUGUGGGGAGGCUAUACAAUGUUGCCCCUUGGGGGAGCAUGGGGGGGGGGGAGCUGUGAUCACUGGAGAAGUAGUUAUAAGCUGCCCUUUGUUGCUUUUCUGUUUUAAAAGAAGAAGCAACUUUACUUUGGACUAAGCAGUGUGUAUUGCUUUUGGUUUCUUAGGCUUUGUAUAUUUCGACAGUUAUUUAGGGAAUUAGAAUUUUAAGGACAAAACAAAAUGAGCUUAUCAGAAAACCCAUGUGAAGUGAUAGUGCUGUGCCUUUUUGGGUUCAUUUUGAGACUCUUACGCUUUUUCUUUUUUCUUUCUCUGAAGUAGAAAAUAGCCCGUUUAUGUCCAUGCUGACGCCAAAGUCCCUUCAGAGCUCAAAUUCCACCAUGUGGAAUGCAGGUGUAAUGUUCUCCUUAAGUGUUUCUGACUUGUUCAUCAUUAGUAUAUCUGAAAUGUUAAAAAGUAUUACAGCAAUAUUUAGGAUCAAUAACUGUUGACUUGUUAACCACUUCAACAGGCAUCUGCUCUACCAAGCGUUUUUGCGAUGCAUGACACGCUGGCCACAAAACCAUAGGAAAGAAUACAGAGGAUCCCUUGAAUUUGUCACGUAAGAGGAUUUAGAUAAUAAUAAAAUGCCGUGACAGUGUUAGGAGAAGCACUACGGGUUACUGAGCAUCCUGCUGGGAGCAGAUGAAGUUUUAAGCACAACACAGAUUUGUUUUAAGCACAAAGAACAAUGGAUUAGCAAAGUUGAUCUGGCUGAAGACAAAUGUAGGCCUGGUUCUCACUGAGGGGCUCAACUGGCGCCUGAGCUGCACCACUUUGGGCUGCAGGUGUGGCAGUGCCCCAUCUGGGCCCUUCUGGGUGUGGGGCAGCAGAGGGAAGGCAGCUGCCAGGAAGCAGCUGGCAGUAGGACCUCUGCAGCAGCUACCACCUGUUUUCAAGAUAUUCAAAUGCUUUAAAGAAAAGAAGCACAAACCUCAAGCCCUCUCUCUCCCCAAGUUGCUGAAAUGGUGCCUUGUCAGGCUUCCCAGUUUUCAAAACAAAAGGUUCUCAAUGGAGAACUUCCAGUUCAGCCCAAAUUUGGAGGGGGCUUGUAAGAGGGAACAUUCCAUCCUGUGAGGCCCCCCCCCAGCCCUGCCCCCCACCUACAGUCUGAAAUGGUGCAGUCCAGCUUGGUGGUGAGAACUGUGCCUCUCUUCUUCAAGGGGAAGCUUUACCCCUCCCCUCCCAACCCAUUUUAGUCCAUGUGCCGCAUUCACACUGUGCAAUGCUUAAACUUCCCGUUUUAAUUGCCACACCAACUGUUUGCUCCUAGCUGCUGUCUUUGCCAUUAAUUCCCCCCCUGCCUCAGCCAACUCUCAGAGAAAUGAGUGACUUGGAGACAGGCUUUGAUUCAGCAAGGAGCUGUGUCCUGGAGAGACCUCUUGCCUUGUGGAAUUCCUGCCUGUGGACAAUCCUUGCUCUUAGGAACCGGACCUUGAGAGACGAGUCAGGAAUUAAUAACCUUCCAUUGACUUGUAAACUGCUGAAGCACGUUGACUAAGGUGCUUUUCCCGCAAGGAAAUCCUUUCCUGCUAUAUCCUAUGCACUUUGGGUGGGGAGGCGAGGUCAGCCAAGCUGACACCAACUGCCUUAUUUCCUUGUAAGCCCUUGAGACCUGCCCACCCAACUGCUAACCUCUUGCUUUAUUCAGUUUGCAUAUGGUGGUGGUGCUGUGAGCAAGCUCAAGUCAGCCAUUCCUCUCCCCUUUGCUCUGUGGAGAAGGCAACCUCAGCCUUUGGACCCUGUCCAACCCACAGAGGCUUUUCACCGGGGGCAUUGCAGCAACGGUCUAUGUUAGCCAAAACCUUGAUGGGCUGGACGCCACGUUCAGACCUUGCGUUGUCUACCCUACCCCCCCCCCCAAUGUUCUUAGUCUCCGGAGCUGUUCCCCACAAUAGGAGGAGGCUUUCAUUGUGCGUGGAAGAUAUAAGCACUGGUAUGUUGGUGGUCCUUGACUUAAUGCCCAGGAGAUUCGUGAGCUGGCAUCUCCUUUGCAAGAUGUUAUUCCGUGGCGACUGGGAGUAAGGUUUGUUAGGAUCCCAGCUCACGUCCUUGCAGAGGACAGCCGAAGAGCAGAGAUCCACCAAGGAAUAACGCAGUUUUGGCUUGCACAGCUUUUCCUUCUGCUGGGUGGGGCAGGGGCACCCAGAGCACAACCUGUAGCCAGCCUUAGGAGGUGGCUGUAGCUCGAUAUCCAGGUGCAGAGAAGUGAUAAGCAUCACUUUCCUUGGCAGUCGCUUUGUACCUCAGCAGAUGGGGCAGAAGUUCUGAAUGUUGAACUAUAUCAGGCAUAGCUAACCCCUUCUGCUUAACAGCUUGUGUUUCGGAACAUUUGUUGUCAUUUAUAUUACAGCAGAGGAAACCAUUUUUCUUAACCACAUAUCCUUAGCGCACUUGCCUGCCUUCCUCUCUCUCUCUCUCUCUCUCUCUCCCCCCCCUCCGUCUUUCUCUCUCUCUUAACUGCUCCUUCAGAAUAGCCGCUUCUGUCGAGUCUGCUGUUGAUGUCUGUUGUUAGAGGAUUUGUGUAUACUACUGUAUAACAAUUACUAGCUUUAUUAGUUUUAAUACAGGUUCCUUUGAAGAGACUUUGGUGAGAUGUACAUGGGGCGGGGCGGGGUUAAACAAAUUUUUCAUAUGGAGACAAGUGCAAUAUGUGCGUGUGGUACGUUCUUUAAUGUAUUUUUUUAAGAAGAGUUAAAAGGGUUUAGUCUUCGCUUUGGGAGAAAUGCACUAGUUUGGUCAGCGCCAGUUUUUGGCGCAUCCAUCUGUAGAAUCAACAUGCAGUUGGUAUGCUGGACUCUGUAAAAGCAAUUACCGUGUAUUAAUGCAAAAUAAAGAACAUGGACCUUC
This is a messenger RNA of Zootoca vivipara (common lizard), 6493 nucleotides long. RefSeq names its product salt inducible kinase 2 (gene SIK2). Gene Ontology annotation, molecular function: tau-protein kinase activity; ATP binding. Gene Ontology annotation, biological process: microtubule cytoskeleton organization; protein phosphorylation; intracellular signal transduction. NCBI's taxonomy places the organism in Eukaryota, Metazoa, Chordata, Lepidosauria, Squamata, Lacertidae. Gene Ontology annotation, cellular component: cytoplasm. The record is from RefSeq and is a predicted model, not a curated record.